GAAAUAUUUUCAAAUAUUCGUGGACGAAUUUUUUGUGGUUUCGAUGGUUUCAAGGGCUUCAAUGGUUUCAAGGGUUUCAAGGGUUUCAAUGGUUUCAAUGGUUUCAAGGGUUUCAAUGGUUUCAAGGGUUUCAAGGGUUUCAAUGGUUUCAAGGGUUUCAAGGGUUUCAAUGGUUUCAAGGGUUUCAAGGGUUUCAAGGGUUUCAAUGGUUUCAAUGGUUUCAAGGGUUUCAAAGGUUUCAAGGGUUUCAAGGGUUUCAAAGGUUUCAAGGGUUUCAAGGGUUUCAAUGGUUUCAAGGGUUUCAGUGGUUUCAAGGGUUUCAAAGGUUUCAAUGGUUUCAAUGGUUUCAAGGGUUUCAAUGGUUUCAAGGGUUUCAAUGGUUUCAAGGGUUUCAAGGGUUUCAAUGGUUUCAAGGGUUUCAAAGGUUUCAAUGGUUUCAAAGGUUUCAAUGGUUUCAAGGGUUUCAAUGGUUUCAAGGGUUUCAAUGGUUUCAAGGGUUUCAAUGGUUUCAAUGGUUUCAAUGGUUUCAAGGGUUUCAAAGGUUUCAAUGGUUUCAAAGGUUUCAAUGGUUUCAAGGGUUUCAAUGGUUUCAAAGGUUUCAAUGGUUUCAAGGGUUUCAAUGGUUUCAAAUGUUUCAAGGGUUUCAAGGGUUUCAAAGGUUUCAAGGGUUUCAAUGGUUUCAAGGGUUUCAAUGGUUUCAAGGGUUUCAAAGGUUUCAAGGGUUUCAAUGGUUUCAAGGGUUUCAAAGGUUUCAAGGGUUUCAAGGGUUUCAAGGGUUUCAAUGGUUUCAAUGGUUUCGAGGGUUUCGAGGGUUUCGAUGGUUUCAAG
Messenger RNA from Paramuricea clavata, 828 nucleotides. The record is from the annotation of a GenBank genome assembly. NCBI's taxonomy places the organism in Eukaryota, Metazoa, Cnidaria, Anthozoa, Malacalcyonacea, Plexauridae.